Messenger RNA from Poecilia latipinna (sailfin molly), 1186 nucleotides. RefSeq names its product phosphatidylinositol glycan anchor biosynthesis, class H (gene pigh). Lineage: Eukaryota; Metazoa; Chordata; Actinopteri; Cyprinodontiformes; Poeciliidae. The record is from RefSeq and is a predicted model, not a curated record. The transcript is spliced from 4 exons. Gene Ontology annotation, biological process: GPI anchor biosynthetic process. Bases 311 to 856 code for a protein of 181 amino acids. Gene Ontology annotation, cellular component: glycosylphosphatidylinositol-N-acetylglucosaminyltransferase (GPI-GnT) complex.
GUACAAAACAUUACGCCCAAAAUUAAGAUUGAUUUGAGCACUAACAUCUCCGCACCAAUCUCUGGCAUAGUUAUUUGAUAUAUUAAAUUGCGGAGUUUUUUUCCCCCCUUUUAUAUUUUGACGGGAGCCACCGUUAUCCUUCAAUGGGCGUUUUCCCCGUCGUUAGUUUUUACUAUCUUUUGUUAGCAUAGCCUGCUUUUAACCUUGACUCCAAGCGUAUACCAGACUUUAGCUUGCUGCUAACUUUAGCUCUGAUAAAUCACUCAGUGCUCGCCUUUCUUCGUCUAUAACUCUAUUAGUUUCGUCCGCAAUGGAGGACGAAGCCUUGUCUAAUAUAAGCGGCAAAGCGAUAUCCCUGGAUUGCCAGACUCACUCCAGCUUUUGCAGGGAGUUCACUGUUAGCUCCCCCAAGAUGUCCAUCGGUAAAGUGAUGGUGUACACUUGUUCUGUGUGGCUCUUAGCUUAUGGUGUGUUCUUUUUCACAGAGAACACCGCAGUUCUCUCCAGUGCUAUUCUCAUCACCCUCACUGGCAUGAUGCUUCACAUCCACUUUGUGAAGGUGGACCACGAGUCUCUCCUUGUCAUCGGCUCCCUGGGCAUCCAGGUGUCCUCCAGCUACGCGUCAGGUCGCGAGGUCACCACUUUCAUCGAGAUGAGCAGGAUCAAAGACAUUGUCAUCAAUGAAGCUGUUUACCUGAAUCAGAUCAUCUACUACCUGUGUGUGCUGUUAAAGGAGCCUUCUGAACCCAAUGUAGUCUCAAGUGUUGUCCCAUUGUUUCAGAGCUCCAAGCCGAGGCUCAACUGCUUAGCGAAGGUUUACAAGAGCUGUCAAGAGAUUCUGUCCAAGUGCCAAUGACACAUAAGUCGUAUAACCUCAUAACAUUGUUCAUGGACCUUGUUUGAUUAUUUUACAUUUCUUUUUGACCGAUGAGAGCAGAGAAUGCAUUCUUUACCCAGGAUAUCUUAAAUAUUUACAGGAUUUAUUUCCUUUGUGAAUACAUCCAUGAAAUGAGACGGAUUUACUUUAUUUGUAAGCAGUAGUUUAAGUGUGUUACUUUGUUAUAAAGGUAGUUUAAUACUUGCUUUCAUAGGAAAACAUUCUUUCUCCUUCUAGUUGUUAACUUAUAUAGUGUAAUAUAUAUUGUACACAUUUUGUGUAAGUUAAUAAAUUUUAAAACAAACUUAA